Molecule: messenger RNA, 2457 nt
Organism: Nylanderia fulva
Lineage: Eukaryota; Metazoa; Arthropoda; Insecta; Hymenoptera; Formicidae
Product: G protein-coupled receptor Mth2-like
Biological process (GO): cell surface receptor signaling pathway; G protein-coupled receptor signaling pathway
Cellular component (GO): membrane
Molecular function (GO): G protein-coupled receptor activity
Source: RefSeq, a predicted model, not a curated record
GUCCUCGGUAUUCUCGUUUCCUCUGCACUGGCAGAUGUAUCUUGUGUAUUUCUCUAUUAGAAAGAAGUCGGAUACAGUGAUAUAAUACUAACUUUAUCUAGUGAGAUAAUUAAAAUUCAAUACGUACAAUCAUUAAUAUUAAUAAUAAUCGUGCUAAAAUCUAAUCGACCUUUCAAGAUUUUGCUGAGAAAUAGAAUAAGAUUAUUUUAUUUUAUUAUAUUUUGCAUAUGACACAUUUUAUGGCAAUUAAUACAAAAGCAAAGGUUAAUGUAGAAAUAUGACAUUUUUUAAUUAUUGAAAAUGUAAAACUUGUAUGAGUAAUUGUGGACACUAAAUUUGAUUAUCAAAUUAUUCGAAAGUAUAUUCUUACAUGAAGUAAUGAGUGGAAAAAUGUUUGCAUUUGUGUGUUCCGUGCUUCUCCUCGUCAUUUCGUUAUCAAAAUCGCAGCAAAAUUCCACCAACGAGGAUGAUAAUUUGACGAUACGAUACGAUAUAAAUACGGAUUCUACAACAAAUUAUAACGACGAAAUAAUAACCAUGCAACAUGAUUUGCAUAAAAAUUUGAUGAACAAUACACAAAAUGACGAAAUGCAGCAUGAAUUUCAUAUGAAUACUAAACGCGAGGAUUUGAUUGAACUUAAACUGAACAAGCAUUCAAUGCAGAAUAACGAUGAUGAGCAAAAAUCGAUGAAAUCGAACACAAAUUUGACAUAUGCCAAUCAUAAAAGGAAUUUCACGGCUGAGGAAGUUUAUGAAACUGUAAUUGAAAAGAAUGAUUCCAUGUCACUUGAAGUCUUCAAAAAUUUCAGCAAAGACGCUAAUGAAACUAUCAUCGUCCCAAACGAAAUGUGUCAGAAUGAUACUUGCAUUCAACUCUGCUGUUCUCUUGGUGAGCGUCUGGUUAAUGGCAACUGCAUUCCUGAAGAAAUUGAAUACGUUUUUCCAAACGUAUACACGAACGAUUCGACGCAGAGCGAAAAGAAAGUGAACGAAUUGUUUCAGCUGUCCAUUUAUGAUUCGUGCCAGGAAGGUAAACUGCUUCCCAGGAAUUUACAGUCCAAUUAUAAGAUUUUUACCAAUGGUUCUUUAUAUUUUACUUAUCCUGUAAUAAUAAUUGAAAAUAACGGUUCUUAUCAAAUAUCUAAAUCUGAAAUGCUUGUUGAACCGACAUCAUAUUGUCUCGCUGUCGUCGACAGAAGUGAAUUCCAAGUUUUCUUCUGUUUCAUAACUAUUAGCGAAACAAAUGACGCAACUAAUGAUGAUACUAAUGAGAUCAUGAAUACUAUUACAAACAAAGAUAUUAUGGAAAUAAGUGUCGAUAUAGCAUCUAUAUUACUUUUGGGAUCAGCAUUUCUGGUGUAUUCCAUAUUGCCAGAACUUCGAAAUAAACACGGCUUCAUGUUGCGCAAUUACAAUGGUUCCCUGACUGUUGUAUACGGAAUUCGCUUUGUGCAUUUUCUGAUCAAAUCGGAUAUACAGUAUCCCGUUUGCGUUACAAUAGCCUCUUUAGAAUACUUUUGCUAUAUGGCGAGUUUCUUUUGGUUAAAUGUAAUGAGCUUUGAUAUGUGGUGCACAUUCAGAGGAUUCAGUUCGUUACAAAAAAACGUCAGACAACGAGAAAAAAGAAAGUUGAUAUAUUAUACGAUCUUUGCGUGGGGAUGUCCCUUUAUGCUUGCUAUUUUAUGUGUCAGCAUGGAUAUUCUUUCUGCGUAUGUAAAUGUACCACCGAUUUUGCGACCGAAAUUUUAUUUAGGAAAUUGCUGGUUUUUUGGGAAUGGUCCGUAUUUGUUGUAUUAUUAUGUGCUCAGUAGUAUGUGCGUCAUCAAUAGCGUUUGUUUAUCUAUUUAUACGGCAAUAAAAAUUGAGCGUUUCAAAAAAGAAUCGGGUCCUUGUCUAAAAGAUUCGGAGAAUAAAUGCUUUAACGAUAAUAAAAAAUGGUUUAAUCUAUAUCUGCAGCUAUUUAUCGUGCUAUUUAUCUUAAUGGGCAUAGAAUGGCUAAUGAUAACAGCGUCAUUAGCUAAAAAUGUAUCAAUUUACUACCAUUUAUUUAUAUGGUAUGGUAUUAAUUUCCUAGCUAUUUUGCAGAGUCUAUGCGUCUUUAUUAUAUUUGUGUGUAAAAAAAGGAUCAAGCGCAUGUUAUUCAAGCGAUUCGGUAUCGGUUUGUCGCCAAAUGCUUGACACGGAUCGAAUGCAACAUUUUCGAUCAUUAUUACCACGUCAAAAGAAAUAGUCAUACAGGAGAAGAUGAGUUCUUCCGAACGAGCAAGUCACACUGAUUUAACCGACCUUUAAUUUUUAUUUGAAAAUGGAAAUCAUGUUUUUUUAUGUUGUUCUUUAUAGUUAAGAUUAAUAAUUGUAAUUCACACAUAUUUUUGAAUUUUGUAGCAAAAGCAUAUUAACUUGUAUCGUUUCUUUUUCAAAUUUAAAUGAAAUUAUGUUACAUUCCUUGACAUAAAU